Lucilia cuprina (Australian sheep blowfly) is the source of this 687-nucleotide messenger RNA. RefSeq lists its product as uncharacterized. The record is from RefSeq and is a predicted model, not a curated record. The transcript has a single exon. NCBI's taxonomy places the organism in Eukaryota, Metazoa, Arthropoda, Insecta, Diptera, Calliphoridae. The coding region runs from base 1 to 687 and encodes 228 amino acids.
AUGCGUACCUUCGUUGUUCUGUGUUUUGUGGCUGUAGCAUCUGCUAAUACACUAGGUUACAAUUACCAACCUUCUGCCGGUUUGUUUACUCCUAGUGGCUCUUAUGGUUCUUCAUCGCAUAGUGUUCCUUCUUACGCUCCUCAAGGAUAUACCGCUGAAGCUUCCCACGCUUCACCAUCAUACGCUCCUCAAGCUGAACUUGAAAAGGAAUUUUACACAUUCAGUGCUAACGAUGAUGAUUUUAAUGAUCCUGCUGCUUCAAACCAACUUUCUAAUGCUGUGAAACAAGGUCUACGUGUUAUUUUCAUUAAGGGUCCUGAAAACCGUGGCUUGGAAGACGCUGCACUUUCAUUAGCCAAACAAGCUUCUGGCCAAAAGACUGCCAUCUAUGUCCUCAAUAAACAAGCUGACAUUGGAGAUUUGGCUAACAAACUCAAUUCUGUCAACAAGAAUAACAACAAUAAACCUGAAGUACAUUUUGUCAAAUACCGUACUCCUGAGGAUGCUGCCAAUGCCCAAAAAGCCAUUCAAAGCCAAUAUGAUUCUUUGGGUGGUCCUUCUCAUUCUCAUAAUGGUGGUGUUGCCCCUGUUUUGAACUUUGCUUCUAAAGCUCCAGUGUCAGCACCUGUACAUGCUGCAUCAACCCCUAGUGGUUCAUACUUGCCUGCUUCGAUUUUCCGCUUAUAA